AUGAAGCUCGCAACAUUAUCCGCCGUAGCUCUGUCCGCUGCAGUCGCCAGCGCACGCUUCGUUGAACAGCACGAGUCGGACCAGGUUAUCCUCACCACAGAAGUCGCGGACAACGAGCAAUAUCUGAUCGAGCUUGCGCCAGGGACGACACGAUGGGUUACCGAGGAAGAGAAAUGGGAGUUGAGAAGAAACGGCCAGCAAUUCAUGGAUAUUACCGAUACGCCCAACCUUGGAACACUCAGAACAGCCUCGAAGAAGGAGGUCAAGUUCCCCAAGAAGCCAGUUCUGCAUAAGGAGUUGGCCCCAAUGAUGCAGAACCUCUCCAAGGCGACUAUGAAGGCAAACCUUGAGCAUUUCACCUCCUUCCAUACUAGAUACUAUAAGUCCGACUAUGGUAGACAAUCAUCAGAGUGGCUGUUGGAACAGGUCCAAACCCUUAUCAAAGAUUCCGGCGCUGAUAAGCAUGGAGCACAUGCGAAGCACUUCCCACAUUCUUGGGGCCAGCACAGCAUUAUCGCAACAAUUCCCGGCCAGACCAACUCAACUGUGGUUGUCGGAGCCCAUCAGGAUAGCAUCAACCUGUUUCUCCCCUCCAUCUUAUCCGCGCCGGGCGCAGAUGAUGAUGGGAGCGGGACGGUUACCAUCCUGGAAGCUUUGCGGGUACUCCUCAGCUCCUCCAAUAUCAUAACAGGAAAAGCGGCCAACACAGUGGAAUUCCAUUGGUAUUCCGCAGAGGAGGGUGGACUCCUUGGCAGUCAAGCUAUCUUCUCAGAAUAUGAGAAGACCGGUAGAGAUGUCAAGGCAAUGCUGCAGCAGGAUAUGACCGGCUUCGUGCAGGGCACGCUAGAUGCCGGGCUGAAGGAGAGCGUUGGAGUUAUCACUGACUUUGUUGAUCCCGGCCUUACUGACUUCAUCAAGAAGAUAGUCACACAGUAUUGUGAUAUCCCAUAUAUCGAGACGAAAUGCGGCUAUGCAUGCUCUGAUCACGCGUCCGCUUCCAAGGCUGGUUAUCCUUCAGCCUUCGUCAUCGAAUCUGCUUUUGAGAACUCGGCCAAGCAGAUCCACACUUCAAAUGAUCUCAUCAAAUACCUGAGCUUUGAUCACAUGCUUGAGCAUGCAAAGUUGACUCUAGGCUUAGCUUAUGAGCUGGCCUUCGCUAAGUUAUGA
Messenger RNA from Venustampulla echinocandica, 1167 nucleotides. Its product is annotated as Peptide hydrolase. Lineage: Eukaryota; Fungi; Ascomycota; Leotiomycetes; Helotiales; Pleuroascaceae. Bases 1 to 1167 code for a protein of 388 amino acids. Gene Ontology annotation, molecular function: metalloexopeptidase activity. The record is from RefSeq and is a predicted model, not a curated record. Gene Ontology annotation, biological process: proteolysis. The transcript is spliced from 3 exons.